This is a messenger RNA of Chanos chanos (milkfish), 453 nucleotides long. It is a transcript of the gene cav3, whose product is annotated as caveolin 3. The transcript has 2 exons. Gene Ontology annotation, molecular function: transmembrane transporter binding; molecular adaptor activity. Bases 1 to 453 code for a protein of 150 amino acids. Gene Ontology annotation, cellular component: focal adhesion; sarcolemma; caveola. The record is from RefSeq and is a predicted model, not a curated record. Lineage: Eukaryota; Metazoa; Chordata; Actinopteri; Gonorynchiformes; Chanidae. Gene Ontology annotation, biological process: cell differentiation; caveola assembly; regulation of membrane potential.
AUGGCGGACCAGUACAACAUCAAUGAGGAGAAGAUUGUGAAGGACAGUCACACGAAAGAAAUUGACCUGAUCAACAGGGAUCCAAAACAGAUCAAUGAGGAUGUUGUCAAGGUGGACUUUGAGGACGUGAUCGCCGAGCCCGACGGGACGCACAGUUUGGACGGCGUUUGGAAGGCCAGCUACACGACGUUCACCGUGUCCAAGUACUGGUGCUACCGCGUCCUCUCGGCCGUUUUCGGCGUCCCCGUGGCUCUGCUGUGGGGUUUCCUGUUCGCCUGCAUCUCUUUCUGCCACAUCUGGGCCGUCAUGCCCUGCAUCAAGAGCUGCCUGAUCGAGACGCAGUGCCUGAGUCGCAUGUAUUCCCUGUGCAUCCACACCUUCUGUGACCCUCUGUUUGAAGCGCUGGGCAAGAUCUUCAGCAGCGUGAGGGUGGCGCUGCGGAAGGAGGUGUAA